UUCUCGAAACCUGCGCUACUCUGCCACUGUAUUUCCCCCCCUCUUCCCCUCUGCACUUCACUUCAAUCAACAUGGCUACAAUUGUAACCUCGACCAGAUUCACGGACGAAUAUCAGCUGUAUGAGGAACUCGGAAAGGGUGCCUUCUCCAUCGUCCGCCGAUGCGUCAAGAAGUCCACCGGCCAGGAGUAUGCUGCUAAAAUCAUCAACACAAAAAAGCUCUCAGCCAGAGAUCACCAGAAACUGGAUCGAGAGGCAAGGAUCUGUCGUCUGCUAAAACAUCCAAACAUAGUACGACUCCAUGACAGCAUCUCAGAGGAAGGAUUCCAUUACCUUGUUUUUGACCUUGUCACUGGAGGAGAGCUGUUUGAGGACAUCGUUGCUCGAGAGUAUUACAGCGAGGCAGAUGCCAGCCACUGCAUCAAUCAAAUCCUGGAGAGCGUCAGUCACAUCCACCAGCAUGACAUUGUGCACAGGGACCUCAAGCCAGAGAACCUUCUCCUGGCCAGUAAGAUGAAGGGAGCCGCGGUGAAGCUCGCAGACUUCGGUCUUGCCAUCGAGGUGCAGGGGGACCAACAGGCAUGGUUUGGUUUUGCAGGAACUCCCGGGUAUCUGUCCCCAGAGGUGUUGAGAAAGGACCCGUACGGCAAGCCAGUGGAUAUAUGGGCAUGUGGUGUGAUCCUGUACAUCCUGUUGGUGGGCUACCCUCCCUUCUGGGACGAGGACCAACACAAACUGUACCAACAAAUCAAGGCCGGGGCAUAUGAUUUUCCCUCUCCAGAGUGGGACACAGUGACCCCCGAGGCCAAGAAUCUGAUCAAUCAGAUGUUAACGAUUAACCCUGCCAAAAGGAUCACUGCCGACCAGGCCAUCAAGCAUCCCUGGGUCUGCCAACGCUCCACUGUGGCCUCCAUGAUGCACCGUCAAGAGACUGUGGAGUGUCUGCGCAAGUUCAACGCAAGGCGGAAACUUAAAGGAGCUAUCCUCACAACAAUGCUGGUGUCGAGGAACUUUUCAGCAUGCAAAACCUUACUAAACAAAAAGUCGGACGGCGUGAAGUCGCAGGGAAACAACAGUAAAAACAGUGUAGUAAGCAGCAGCAGCACCAAAGACAGCAGCAUGUCAUCUUCAGCACCAAUGGAAGCCCAGACAACUGUUGUACACAACCCAGCUGACGGCACCAAGGGCUCCACGGAGAGCUGUAAUAACACAGAAGAGGAGGAGAUGAAAGGUAGGAAAGUGGCUUCCUGUGAGUCCACUGGUACAGACAGUACAGUGGUAAGCCAGUGCAGCACCAUUGAGGAACAGACCCAGACCCUGUCUCCUCGCUGCACACCACCUACCUCUGGUCCCCUGCAGGAGGCUGCUAGCAGCCCCAGUGUCCCUCAGACCAGUCCAGCUCAGAGCGCCUGUCUUGGUCCCGAACCAGAGUCCGCUCUGGCGUCCCCCGCGGGCAUCAGCCGCAACCUGCAGCAGACUCGUAAACAGGAGAUAAUAAAGAUGACAGAGCAGUUGAUUGAAGCCAUCAACAAUGGGGAUUUCGAGGCGUACACGAGAAUCUGUGACCCUGGACUGACUUCUUUUGAGCCAGAGGCCCUUGGAAACCUGGUGGAGGGCAUGGACUUUCACAAGUUCUACUUUGACAACUUGCUGAGUAAAAACAGCAAGCCGGUGCACACCACCAUCCUCAACCCCCACGUCCACCUGAUCGGCGAGGAUGCCGCCUGCAUCGCUUACAUCCGCCUGACGCAGUAUAUGGACACCCAAGGCCGGCCGCGCUCCUGCCAGUCAGAGGAGACGCGUGUGUGGCAUCGCCGGGAUGCCAAAUGGCUCAACGUGCACUUCCAUUGCUCAGGAGCACCAGCUGCACCGCUGCAGUGAACUGAGAAGCCAGGCCCAGCUUUGCCUGAACUCUAAAGCAGUUUGGAGCAUUUAUCUCCGUGGUCGGAUUGGUGCCUGGAUCCUGACCAGGAAGAGGCUGCUUGGAAAGUUGUAAAAACACAAAAGUGGGGAAAAUACAUUAUAAAUUAAACAAAAAAUAAGAAGCAUAUUUCAAAAAGCUUGACUGAAUGACCGAUCACACAGACCAACACCAAUCCAGUCCAAACCUAGCUAUGUGAUGUGGGUCCCGGCUGACGUCAGCCCCUUCUUGGAGAUGGUGCAUGCUUCUGGUGGCGACACAGGGGUGAUGCUGUCCUGGUCUUUGGGGCCUCGUCUCCCAUGGCCUUUAUUUCCCCGUCUGUUUUGUCUGUUAUCAGGAAAAGUAUUAACUGUUAAAUAUAUAUUUGAACAGAUAAACGAGUACAUUGACACACAUAGUGGAUGGAACGGGGGGAGCAAGUAUAAUAUUUGAAAAGUGUGAUUUCUUUUUUGUUUUGCAGAACUUGUACUGCUAGAAUAACUGUUUGUUUUCCAGUUCACAGGUAUAUUUGUUUUGGGUUUAUGGGAACUGUAUCGACUAAUAUCAAUUUAAUAUCAGAAUUUAACAUCCAUUUUGGAGCAUCUGUGCACAAAGUUUUCAAGGGGUUGUUGAAAAAGGAUGAAUCUUAAUCAAAAAGGGGAAUUUAGUUUGAUAGAAUUGUGUAUGAAUAGAUAUUUAUAUAGAGGAAAAGGGGGAAAAUAUUUACUUUCAGGGUGAAGGAAGGGGAGUUAAGCAUGUUUUUUCUGUUAGUUUUUUUGCCUUGUGGCCCCGACGUGUAAAUACCAACACAAAUAUUCACACACCAUGCAUGCAAGCAUACACACACGCACACACAUACAAGGUCCCUGUGCUCCAGCCUUUAGGGUCGAGCCUCUCUUGAGCUUAAGACAUUAACACGCAUCCAGGCCAGCUCAUCCUGAAGUUGCAGAAGGCCUCCACCCGUCUGCCCUGCAGUGAUGGAGACGAAACACUGAGCGGUGCCAUCGCUCCUCACAUCUCUAUAAACUACCUAAUCAAAACGCAUGGACGCACUCUCAUGGCAACUUUUUUUGCUUUUCUAUCAUCCGUCUUUGUGUAGUUUUGACGUGAAGCUUGAACUAUUUUAAACUAUCUAAUGGCCUGUACUGUUUUUGCACAGACACUUAACGACUCGAUGCUGUUGUGUUCUCUCUCCUGAGGGAGCGAACCGUUCUGCAACUUCAGGUUACGCUCGCCACAAUCCUUCCUGUCCACCAUACCUCUCCCCCUCUACUUCAAUCAUUCCUGCCUCUCACACACAUCGUCCACCUUAUUACUGUCCAAGUAGCAACUCGCUGUGUAAUGAUGAUGAUGUCACCCUUAUGCCUGUCUCUUGUUCUGAUUGUGUUCUUAAAAUCUGUGUGUUGUCAGUCUUGGCUUGCUGUACUUCUGUGUGAAUUAUAUAUAUAUAUAUAUAUAUAUAUAUAUAUAUAUAUAUAUAUACAUAUAUAUAUAAAAAAUCAAAAAAAAAAGCAUGUUAGAAAGGGAAUGCAGCUGAAGAAUUGGACAAAAAAAAACACGGCAUGAUGGGAAGAGGGCUAUGCCGACUGGAGGGCUGAGGGCCCUUCGCUGAUGUCAAUCAAUGGUUUUGGUCCUUUUUUGGUCACUGUUUCUGUUGUAAAUGUAGUAGCUGUUAGUGUUUUGCUGUUGAUAUUUUUAAAGUCGUUUUAGCCAGAACUGUAAAAAAAGAAAAAAAAAAGAGGGUUUGAAAUGAAUGGAGGGGGAGACUGCCACAACCCUUUUUUUUACUUCCCCUAAUUCCCCCUCACACACGCUGAUCAACACACACACUGAAUGCUGAAAUCUUGAGACAAAAAAAACCUUCUUCCACUCCUGUGGCUGAUUAUAUUGGAACUCACAGCAUCAUAUAAGCACAUGAGAUUCUCCCUUUUAAAGAGGACAAAUCAUAUCUCUGUGUCGAUGGUUAAACUUCACAGCACUGUUUUUUCACUGUGUCGUAGAAACUUUGUUAGUGUGUGAGUUUGUGCUACGCUGCUCUAAAGUAACUUGUGCUCUACGUAGUCUGUUACCGGUUAUCACGAUGAUGCAUCAAAGCAUCACACACACCUCGGCUUUGUACGUGCACUGAGACAGUCGAGCAGAUUUAAAAAAAAUAUUGAAUAAAACAUUGUGAAUCAUAUGUGAGAUCCGUCCUACUGUAUCAGCCAGCUGUGCUUUCUGUGACAUAUCCGACAUGCCAUGAACACUGUGUCGCCGCCCACACACUUCUUGCACCAUGAUGACCAUUACUGAAACUAUGUGAUGUUUUUUAUGGCUCUAAGUAGAUCUGUGUGUGUGUGUGUGUUUUGUUGCCGCCAAUCUGACAAGAUGCUUUUCUUUGUGUAUUUCCAUGAAGAUGUUUUAAAUGGAAAAGUAAAAUGCAGUUAAACUUUACAUGUUAUCUUAACAAAGGGAAACUGAUCUAAGGGAACAAACAGCAUUAUUCAGUUUGCCGAAGUAUUUGGACCAAGUUGGAUCAAGUUGAAAAUUGCAUUUUUGAUCGAUGAAUAUGAAGCCAGAAUAAACCUUCACAGCAGAAAAUUUAACAAAAGAAAAUACAACAUGGUAAACAAUGACAUUAAAAAAGGCUGCUUCCCCUUCAGUUCUUCCAGUUGGACUAUAUUGUGUGACUUAAUGGAACAGAACCGCCAUUAUUUAUGUUAUUAGUUACACAUGUGCUUUCCUUGCAAUGACAAUAGAUUAAAAAAUUGACAGAUUUUGACAGAAGAACAGGCAGUUGAUGCAGUGAGCCCACUCACACGUUUGACCUUUUUCUUUAUUGUUAUAGAACACUGAUUCCAAACCUUUUUGGCUUUUGACCCCUUAAAAUCAGGCAGCAUCUACUCACAGCUGAUCACAUAUCAGUGAAAACCUCACAGGGCACCUUUAAUCACCUCAGAUUUAUCCCAGGGUGAGAACCACUGUUGUAUUGUGGUGUAAUCUCCUAAUUGUUAAAUUGAUUUACUGCAGAAUUCUUAAUUUUCAGAUUUUCUUUCCAGGCUAUUAAUAUCGGAAAGUAUGCAGAGUUUCAUCUAAACUUGACUUUCUUGGCUCAUGUGACUAACAAAUUGUAACUUGAUAGGAUUAAAGACACUAAAAGUAACCUUAAUUUCACCAAUUCAAUCUCAGUAACUUGAUAUUGAAUUAAAUUUUUUUUUUUAAUGUGACAAUGACACUUAAAUGAUUAAUCUAAAUAUGUGAACCUGAAACAAAUCCUUUAAAUCAAGUUUUACAUUUUUUUUAUAUAUGAAAUGACCCUCUGAAAAUUUCAAAGAGGUAAAUUCAAACCACAAAUUCAGAAAUAUGAGCUCAAUAUUUCAGUGCUAUAAAUAAAUAUUCUGCAGUAAGUUUAAUGUCACAAUUAUGCUCUUGAAAUGUAAAUGAUAUGGCCCGUCUUUGCUUACAUAGAGUCCUACAGAGUGACCUCCCUGCUUCAGUGUCAAUGAGCUCCAUGGUGAUGUAAUAGAUUGCUAUUUAAUGCGACAGGGUAACGACUUUAGAGUCUCACUGAUGUAAAUAGGAUACGUGACCAAAAAUAAGCUUACCUUCACACAGAGUAACUUUGGGCUGAUCGCUGCUACGACCUACAACAGAACGAUAACUCACAGUAGGUCAAGUGACAUCUGUUGUUUUGCUUCAUAUACAUUUUUGUAAACUCAAUAUUUAAAAUACUUUGGCAAAUGUCUCAUAUAUAUGUUGGAUAAAAACAGAACCUGACUGACCUGAGGGGGAAAAUAAGAUCAUUGGAAUGUUGAAAAAGGAUAUUUAAAAAAACCACAAUGUUUAACAUCAACACUAUAUAUGCAGUUCUACAAAAUGGAGGAAAUAUGCAUGUCUACUUUCUGGUAAUUUUUCACUGUUUUCUUGAUAAAGAAAUGGAAAUCUAUGUUACUUGCAUCCUCAAGGUUAUGAAAUGGCUCCGUCUGAGAUAUCGGAAACAAUUGAUGUUAUCUCACAGUGAAAUGCAUAAACGGUUAGCAAAAGCCUUAGCUUGUAUGUAAGUACGUUUAUUGCAGAGUAGCCUUAUACUAAAGGGGCUACAUGUGUCUAUACUCUGAGUUUCAUUUGGAUGCUGGAUUUUUUUGCAUGAUCAUACAGUUAAUAAACAUACAUUAAAAAC
Anoplopoma fimbria (sablefish) is the source of this 6058-nucleotide messenger RNA. It is a transcript of the gene camk2g2, whose product is annotated as calcium/calmodulin-dependent protein kinase (CaM kinase) II gamma 2. The record is from RefSeq and is a predicted model, not a curated record. Gene Ontology annotation, molecular function: calmodulin binding; ATP binding; calcium/calmodulin-dependent protein kinase activity. The transcript has 22 exons. Gene Ontology annotation, cellular component: neuron projection; cytoplasm. Bases 72 to 1880 code for a protein of 602 amino acids. Lineage: Eukaryota; Metazoa; Chordata; Actinopteri; Perciformes; Anoplopomatidae. Gene Ontology annotation, biological process: protein phosphorylation.